AUGUCUUCCUCUGAUAGUCAAGGUAUCUCUUCCUCGGAUGCCUGCGCAUCCGAGGAAUCUUCAACCUCCUCUUCUUCGACCGGGUCCUCUUUGUCCAGUUUCGAGACCCGGUCAGGCCCCAACGCCACCGUCCCUGGACCGCGACCUGUCAACCAGAUGCCCGGUCAGGUUUCUCAGAAGAGGGAUGAACCGGUCGACGAUGAGCCAGCUCCCUAUGACCCUGACGGCGAGUCGUAUGAGGGAUGGGUGAACCGGUUGGAAGCAGCCAGUUACUUUCCCCUCCCCACCAGUUACCCUUCAGACAUCUACCCCCAUGUUUCCAAAAUCGCCCAAAAUAAGGCACGUAGGAACCUCCCGGAGGGGUACGUCCUUGAAUACGACCCUAACUGGCGCAAUAUCAUCGAGCCUCACCGGGACGAUAGGAUAGGGUUCCGUAUCGUCUCCCUGGAGAGCGGCACCGUCUUCCCCCUUCGCCCCCUUCUGGUCGAGUUGUGCCAUUGUUUCAAGAUCCUCCCCGGGCAACUUACGCCCAAUGCCCACCGUUUCCUUAAUGCUUUUGUAAAUAUCUGCUCCCAUCUCAAAAUCGAUCCUUCCCUUUGCCUUUUCCUUUAUUUGUUUGAAGUCCUUCCCGGUAAGUCGGGUUGCGACGGCUACGUCUACUUCAAAGGCCGUAACGGUCGCCAAUUCAUCUCGGACCUUCCACAAAGCAACCGGCUGUGGAAGGAAAAAUUUGUCUUUAUAAAAUUUGCCACCGUUUCUCCUUUGGCCGGCAUAAAGUGGAGCGACCACCUCCUGAAACCGCAAUACACUGAGCCGGCUAACGCUCCAGACAUGGAAGAAAGUUUGGAGAAACUCUUACAAGGGGACCCGUUCACUCGGCAAAUGUUCCACUACGGGGCUUGGAUUUGGAGGAUUUCACCGGGUGGCACGGGUACCCCCCGGGCUGAUGAAGCAGCGGGGCACGGGGUACCCGCUCCGGGCAACACUGCGGAAGCUGGGGGUUCCAGUCACCCAGAGAUGAACUUCAGAGCAUUCAACAUCCCCUCGAAGAAGACCGGCGGCUCCUCCUCUGCAGCCCCCAAAACUGUACCGGUGCAACAGGAACCGGUGGAGAUCAAUUCCGAGGAGGAAACUCUUCCGACCGGGAGGACCGGUCAGGCUGGGAGGACCACGGUAAACCCUCCUCUGGACAAGGGGAAGGGGAAGGUCCGGACGAAACACGCCGCCACCACUCAUCCCUCGGCCAAGAGGAGGAGGGGAGAAAAUGUCCCGGGUUCAGAGUCGCUAGAGGAGCUCUGGGUAAAGAUGGGGCAGAAACUGAAGGAGAUGGGCGAGGUUGGGCCUGAGACCUUGGAGAGGCUCGCCGAGGACUCCCCUCCCCGGUCAUCCCAGCUGGAGGAGAAGCUGAAAGGAGUCGAGGCCCACAACCAGGAGCUGCAGGACUUGAUAGCCCGGCAGCUCGAUGAAAUGGCCAAUCUUUCAGCAAUUGCCGGGAGGGCCAAGGCAGAGACCCUCCAGCUGAAGGAGGAGAACCUGAAGCUGGCGGAGGACCUGGAGCUAAAGGAGCGAGAGUUCCCCGGCAAGGCCAAGCAAUGGGUGGGGGAAAACUUGGAGGAAACGGCCCGGGUGAUUACUUCUACCCCGGAGGUGACGAUGGAGGCNCAGCUCGAUGAAAUGGCCAAUCUUUCAGCAAUUGCCGGGAGGGCCAAGGCAGAGACCCUCCAGCUGAAGGAGGAGAACCUGAAGCUGGCGGAGGACCUGGAGCUAAAGGAGCGAGAGUUCCCCGGCAAGGCCAAGCAAUGGGUGGGGGAAAACUUGGAGGAAACGGCCCGGGUGAUUACUUCUACCCCGGAGGUGACGAUGGAGGCCUUCAAGUUUAUCUACCGGGAACCCAACGGGAAGGAAAUGGUCACCCAGGUCGGGUCCUACGGUUUCAUGUCUGGGCAGAAACGAGACCGGGAGGCUACCCACGCAAUCCUGGCUGACCGGGACCCGACCUUCUCUGCCGAUGCUUAUGGCCUGGCGCCCAUCCCCGACGAAGAACCCGAGCCCCCUUUCCCCUUGGAAUGAAAUCUCCCCGGCUGCGCCCGGUUGGAUCGUUUUGAAUUUUAAGCUCAUUUUCCCGGGAAUGCCCGGUGUAAUAUGUAAACACUUCACAUUUUUUGUUUGAAUGCCAUAUUUGUUUUCCAACCCGGUUAUUCUUCCAUAUCUGCUUGCUUGUUGAUUUU
Molecule: messenger RNA, 2228 nt
Organism: Cuscuta campestris
Lineage: Eukaryota; Viridiplantae; Streptophyta; Magnoliopsida; Solanales; Convolvulaceae
Source: the annotation of a GenBank genome assembly